UAACACAACUACUAUAUUUUUCCCUUGCAUGUUUUAAGCAAAUGAUGGUAGGCGCUCGCUCUAGUCGUGCCAAAUCUCUUUAGCAAUCAUUCCUCCUACGUUUUUUGACAGUGAAAUCGAUUUUAAAUUUUUAUUGAGCUCCAUAGGAAAAUAUAAUCAUAAAUUGAGGGGUUUUAUGGUUAAAUCUGAGAGAGAGUAGCUUAAUGGUGCCUCUGUUCUUCAUCACAUACCAGAAAAAGAAAUGAUUCAUCAAAUCCACCUCAAAAACGAAGACUCAAUCCAAAUCUCACCUGCUCCUCCUCCGCUCACCGCGAAUCACUCGUCUAAUCGAAUAAGCCCAAUCCUUCUCUUCAUCAUCGUUCUCCUCUCCGUCGUCUUCUUUAUAUGCAGCAUCCUACAUUUAACGGUCAAAUGUUACUUAAAGAAGAAAAGAUCGAGACUUUCUUCCUCGGCGGCGGAUUCCGAUCGAAACCCAGAACUCUCGGACUCCGACACUUACCAGAGACAGCUCCAGCAGCUGUUCCAUCUCCACGACUCGGGUCUAGAUCAAGCCCUGAUCGAUGCCCUUCCCGUGUUUCUCUACAAAGAGAUCAACGGGUCCAAAGAGCCGUUCGAUUGCGCAGUGUGUCUCUGCGAAUUCUCGGAAGACGAUAAGCUCAGAUUGCUUCCGAUUUGCAGCCACGCUUUCCACAUCGAUUGUAUCGACACGUGGCUUCUCUCGAACUCGACGUGUCCGCUCUGCAGAGGAACCCUUUACCCUCUAGGGCACCAAUUCGAAAACCCGGAUUUCAAUUUCGGGUUUUUCGCCGGAGAAGAUGGAGAUAGGGCUUCUCCGGGGGAGAAACCGGCGGAGAGUGAUAUCAUGAGUGGGAAGAGAGUGUUCUCAGUGAGGCUUGGGAAGUUCAGGAGCACUAAUAUUAAUGAAGGUGAAGGAGGAGAGACAAGUGGGUGUGUGAGUGUGAACAGUAGUCUUGACAACAGGAGAUGUUUCUCAAUGGGGUCUUAUCAGUACAUAGUGGCUGAAUCAGAUCUGGUGGUGGCUUUGUGUCCUAAUAAUGAAGGUUUGAAGAAUGUGAAAGGAGAGACUGAGAGUAAUGUUGAAGGGAAGAAGCUAAACAUGAGAAAUAAAGGUGAGAGCUUUUCUGUGUCAAAGAUUUGGCAAUGGUCUAAUAAAAGAUCAAAGUUUGCAAACCAAGCAGAAACCAAUCUAGUGGCUUCUUCUUCUGCAUCUUCCUCCUCUUAUGCUUGUUCUGGUAGUACAGUUGGUGCUGGGUUUUCAUUGAAUGGAAGGAGAUUUCAGGGGCCAUGAUAAAGAGAGAAUGGGGUUAGGUACAGAUCAGGGUGUAGCUAAUUUUCUGCUGUUGAUUUAAUUAAAUCAUUGAUUUUGAGCUUUUUUGAAAUUCUUUUUGUUAACACUAUAUACUGUAGUGGUGGUCUUUUGUGUCUUUGUAGCUGAAUCUCUUUGUGUUUGUUAAGAGGAGAAUAAGCUUUGUUCUUUGAUUAAGUUUUAUGUGAUGCUUA
This is a messenger RNA of Brassica oleracea var. oleracea, 1521 nucleotides long. Its product is annotated as RING-H2 finger protein ATL47. The coding region runs from base 242 to 1309 and encodes 355 amino acids. The record is from RefSeq and is a predicted model, not a curated record. The transcript has a single exon. Lineage: Eukaryota; Viridiplantae; Streptophyta; Magnoliopsida; Brassicales; Brassicaceae.